UUGAGGGAGGGUCGCGUAGGGUCGUUACUCAAAUUUCUUUCCUAAAAGCGCGAGGGGAAAGUCGGUUAUUACGAGGGAGUCUUGAGAUUUGCGAAAGAGAGGGAUGGAGGUUUCGAAGGUUAAACAUGAAGUUGCAGGAGGUCAUGAUGCCCUACGUUUUGGAUUACCAGGCGUCAAGAGCGAUAUCACUAUCUCUCACCCACUCCAAUCCAUUCAAGUUUCGCAAAAGAAGCAGAAAGAAGAAUUGAAGAGCAUGGUUUUGAUGAACACCUCUGGUUCGGCUUUGCCCUUGAAAAUGGGCCUGGACAUGCAAAUUCUUUCAAGAUUUCAAAGACCUCCAGGGCCCUUGCCAUCCUCCAUGUUGGGUCUCGAGGCUCUCACAGGGGAGUUGGAUGACAUUGGUUUUGAAGAUUAUCUGAAUGAUCCUCGUGACUCUGAAAGCUUUAGGCCAGUGGAUAUGCAUAGUGGGAUGGAAGUACGCCUGGGCCUCGACAAGGGCCCAAUUUGCCCGAGCUUCAUCUGACGUCAACAUAUCACUUGAGAAAAGGCAUUUUGUUGCCCAUAUUUAAGGGAAUAUAUUGAUUAGAGUCUUCUAGUAUUAGGACCUGGUCUGGCCAAUUUUAGAGGCAUGGGCUUUAAACUUUGUUUGGCACCCGAAAAUGAAAUUGCAGAGAUAUUGUUGAAUUGCGGGGACCCUUCUUCCUGGUUGGAUUUGCUCUCUCUCUACUUUGGUCUGUCCAACAUUCCCUGGUUUUAUAGGCAAGGAUGGGAAAGCCUUGUGCUUUGUUAUUGGAUGGCGCUUGGCUGGUUUAAUAGGGAGGUAGAGAAAAGCUAUUGACCUGCUGGCUAUAUAGGUGGUUUGUAUAAGGCUGAGGCCUUAAACAAUCAAAGUAAGGUUCACCGUCAAUUAAUACUGAAAUAUAUUGUUUUAGUAUCAGAAG
Messenger RNA from Amborella trichopoda, 941 nucleotides. RefSeq names its product cyclin-B1-2. The record is from RefSeq and is a predicted model, not a curated record. Gene Ontology annotation, cellular component: nucleus; cytoplasm. Gene Ontology annotation, biological process: proteasome assembly. NCBI's taxonomy places the organism in Eukaryota, Viridiplantae, Streptophyta, Magnoliopsida, Amborellales, Amborellaceae.